Molecule: messenger RNA, 239 nt
Organism: Neogale vison (American mink)
Lineage: Eukaryota; Metazoa; Chordata; Mammalia; Carnivora; Mustelidae
Product: 40S ribosomal protein S3a-like
Exons: 1
Coding region: 1-198 (65 amino acids)
Biological process (GO): translation
Cellular component (GO): ribosome; cytosol
Molecular function (GO): structural constituent of ribosome
Source: RefSeq, a predicted model, not a curated record
AUGACAGUCAGCAAGAACAAGAGCCUUAUGAAAGGUGGCAGAAAGGGAGCCAAGAAGCAAGUGGUUGAUUUAUUUUCUAAGAAAGACUGGUAUGAUAUGAAAGCAACAGCUACAUUCAAUAUAAGAAAUAUUGGAAAAACACUAGUCAUAAGAACUCAAGGCACCAAAAUCACAUCUGAUGGCCUCUCAUGUUUUUGAAGUGAGCCUUGCUGAUCUGCAGAAUGAUGAAGUUGCAUUUA